UGCAAGUAAUCUGACAUGGAGUUUCAUGGUUAUCUCGCCGGAGCAGGCAUCGCAAGCAAGAUCACGAGCAACACCGACUGCAGACUGGGUCUUCUGGGCGACACCGUCCAGCCCGAGCCCCUCCAGAUCGUCAAGCGACGUGAGAGCGUCCUGCGCGGACCAGCCACGGUCGGACGCUGCGGUGGGCGAGGCGGCGGCGGCCCCAGGAGGACCAGUGGCGAUACAGACACGAGUGGCGGCAGCGCCCCCGAGCUGCCGGGCGGCGAUGCCCCGCUGACAAUACCCAAGCGCAGGCGCGGCGCGAGCGGCGGCGGGAGCGUAGUAAGAAGGUCCCAGAUCUCCUCGAGCUGGACGUGGUCGCCCUGUGUGAGGGGAGGUGGGCUUUCUGGAAUUGGACCCGAUGCCUAUGACGACAGCGAUGAUGAUUCGGCUGUUGGACAAGCAAGGCCGAGUUUGCAGAGUCGACCUGUACCAGAUGUCGUGCUCACGCAGAACAAGACGGGAAGCUCCUUCAUCUCACGAAGUCCCUCGGGCGAGUCAUUACAAGCAACGCAGCAGCGGCUUCACUCACCUCCCUACUAUAAUCCGUAUGCACAUGACAGCGGCGAUCCGUACUCACGUGCCAAUACUUGCCUACCAUUUGUCAGCCAUGCACCGUUUAGAAGACAGCAAUACCAUCAGAGCCCUCCGCUAGCAGACCCCUCGGUAUUGGUACCCUGUGUCACCGUAGUACCGGAGUACAAAGAUAUCGAUGCUGGCAGACGGAGCUUCUGGGCGGCUGUUCAGGUCUCGACACAGUUGACUCGGCCGGAGAUCAUGGUGGCCAGGAAUCGUUUCGGAGAUGUCUGGAACGGAGGAGAGAAGUUUCAGGUGACGCCGAGGGUUGUGCAUGACGACGAGCUAGGCCUUCAUCAAUUUGGCUAUCUAUACGAUAUCAGUCUUGAGGUAUUUGCCGUAGAUGGCAGCUCCCUAAUGGAGGUCCUAAUGGACAGAACAGCACCAAAGACCCUGGUACCAGGAGACAAGAUUCUUGCUCUGGCCCAUGUCGAGCUCGAAGCUACUCGAAGCCCGGACUUGGCCAACUUUCCAGGUCAACAGCAUGGUAGAAGACACGACUCCGAGGAGCUCAUAAGAGAUCUCGAGCUUCAGCUAGGUAGCACGCAGGCGGAGUUCCUACGCGUGAGGCUGACCUACCGCCACUCAGGCUUCCCCCAACAGCAGGCGCAACAGCAACGACAGGAUACUCAUUGUGGUGAUUCGCUGAUGUCUUCAACGACCACAACAACGGCGAACACUCACAAGAUUGAGACGCAUGUGAUAGCAGCCAUCGAGCGGCGUAGCUCAUCCUCACCAUGGUCACCAUCUCCAGCCUCGAUGCCAAACCCACUGAUUCAGAUCGUAGCUUCUUGCUGGGGAGUAGCAGCUGCCCGGGACGUGAUAGAUCGUACGUCGGUGGGACGGCAGUCACAGGCCAGUAGUCGCUCUUGUCGAUCGCCUGCCGAGUCCUCGAUGGGCCGGCGGCCGCUGUCCAGCAUCGAAGGUAACGCCGUACCCACCGUGCCCGCCCGGCGUGCUAGCCUACGGAAGGCUAGGGCAGACUCGACAGCAGAUAGCGGAAGCGAGCGUGAGAGGGGAACCCCUGAUCCCGCUCACAGCAUUUGGUCCCAGAUUCGCCGAGCGUCGUCGACCAAAGCGCCGGGGACAAAGCUCUUGUCCACACCUGCGGUAUCUGUGCGUGGGAGAGGACCAAAAAAUCCAAACGGGAUCGUGGCUAGCCGUCUCGAGGGGCUCCAGCAGAGACAGCAAGAAUCACGGAAUAGCCAAGGGCCAACUACCGAGCCGCCGAUCCCAUGGCGAAAGAGGGAUCCUGACGCACGGCGAGAGUCGCUUCGGGAGACAGCGCUGCGCAACCGGAGAUCGCUUGGGGUGGACACCUUGCGCAGCCUCGUGCCCAGCGAGUGCAGCAGCAACAACGGCAGCCAGAAGCCGUUGGUGCAGAACUCACACCAACAUGAUAUCCGAAGUCUGAGAGGCAACAACAAUAACAAGGGAAAGCGGGAGGCUGGUGGGCGGUGGGGAUGGGGUGGCUGGUGGUAACCGAAUUCCAGGCGUAGGCCUAAGCAGACACAUA
Messenger RNA from Pyricularia oryzae 70-15, 2131 nucleotides. RefSeq lists its product as uncharacterized. The record is from RefSeq and is a predicted model, not a curated record. The transcript has 4 exons. Lineage: Eukaryota; Fungi; Ascomycota; Sordariomycetes; Magnaporthales; Pyriculariaceae. The coding region runs from base 16 to 2097 and encodes 693 amino acids.